Pungitius pungitius (ninespine stickleback) is the source of this 9990-nucleotide messenger RNA. It is a transcript of the gene igf1ra, whose product is annotated as insulin-like growth factor 1a receptor. Gene Ontology annotation, molecular function: ATP binding; phosphatidylinositol 3-kinase binding; insulin receptor activity. NCBI's taxonomy places the organism in Eukaryota, Metazoa, Chordata, Actinopteri, Perciformes, Gasterosteidae. Gene Ontology annotation, biological process: positive regulation of MAPK cascade; regulation of JNK cascade; glucose homeostasis. Bases 1003 to 5271 code for a protein of 1422 amino acids. The transcript is spliced from 21 exons. The record is from RefSeq and is a predicted model, not a curated record. Gene Ontology annotation, cellular component: insulin receptor complex; axon; plasma membrane.
GGAGAGAGAGAGAGCGAGAGAGAGAAGCCGACUCUUGUUUACAGCAGAGAUCCCACGGAGGAACGCGGACCCGCAACACUGCGUUAACUCAGGGUGAACCGUAGGACUUCAGCCUCUGGAUACACACGCAACGGGACUCUCUGUAUGCGCUCUUUCAUUCUUUUUUUCUUUUUUCUUUAAAAAAAACGAGGAAUAAAGAGAAAACACUCAUAAACGAGCAACUCCUUGUGGACACGUUCUGCCUCCCAACCGAGGUCGUGUGACGCCGAGGAGCUGGAGAUCCGUUCUCUCUUGCGUGGCACACACGUCUUGUGUUUUCCUAGUCCGACCCGGGGAGCUUGGGGUUUAAGAGAAAAUUGUCACCGAGGGCCGUGGCUGCUUCGUGGGGCUUCGGGAGCCUGCGCUGUCUGGAUGGGAUAAGCCAAAGGAGAGGAGGAGAAAAAAAGGGGGUUUUCAUUCAUUUUCCACCUCGCGGCCACCACCCUGUGGAUCUGGACGUGUUUUCUGCCCCGGUCCUUCCCACGUACACAACAACCACAGGGGGAUCCGCGAUAGCAACACUGGCGUUCAUUUAUUGCAGUGGAAAAGGCUGCAAAUAACUACAUUUAGUCGGCUAUUGGUUGCAUUGUUAUUGUCGGGCCUGAUUGCACUGUGAGCGCACUGCUGUUUUCAAGAGAUGGAGACUGAAGAUGGGGAUUACCAUCAUUUAUCCAGUCAAAUCACUGGCUUGUGUGCCAUACCAGCCCACGUCAAAGUAUCCUGUGAUUGGCAAAAAUAACAAACUGUUUUAGUCUCUCUUUGUUUUUAAUCCUUCAAAGGAAUAUCUUGUUCCUGCGAUUUUGCAGCGUAAAUCCUGGACGCCACGCAUUUUCAGGCUACCACAGAGCCCCCCUUUUUUGGGCUGCAGACAUUUGUUUUGCAUAUUUUUGUUCAUAUUGUUCUUUGCAGGCCUGAUGUGUAGAAUUAUUUAAUUCCAUCCCUGCCUUUUUUUAACGAAGAAUAAUGUUGAAGAGCAUGAGCUGUGACACACGGAUGUGUAGCGCGACCUUGUUUUGGGGGCUGAUGCUCUCCGUCUCUACUAUCUGCAUCUGGUCCACACAUGGAGAGAUCUGUGGUCCGAGCAUCGACAUCCGCAACGACAUUGAGGAGUUUAAGCGGCUGCUGAACUGUACGGUGGUGGAAGGCUACCUGCAGAUCCUCCUCAUCAACGACAAGACCAACAACAUCCAGCAGGAGGCCUUUCGCUCCCUCACUUUCCCAAAGCUGACCGUCAUCACAGACUACCUGCUGCUGUUUCGUGUCUCGGGCCUGGACAGUCUCAGCAUGCUCUUCCCCAACCUGAGCGUCAUACGUGGGCGAAAUCUCUUCUACAACUACGCCCUGGUAAUCUACGAGAUGACCAGCCUGAAGGACAUCGGCCUGUACAACCUAAGAAACAUCACUCGAGGAGCCAUGCGGAUUGAGAAGAACCCGGAGCUCUGCUACCUGGACUCCGUGGACUGGUCUCUCAUUAUGGAUGCUGAGUUUAACAACAUCAUCAACGGGAACAAGAAGGCGAAGGAGUGCGACAAUGUCUGCCCAGGCAUCAUGGAGGAUAACCCUCUUUGUCGGAGAACGUCGUUCAAUGACAACCUCGACUACCGCUGUUGGACCUCCAGUCAGUGCCAGAAAGUAUGCCCCGAACACUGCAAGCUUUCCUGCACAGACCAGGGGGAGUGUUGCCACAGCCAGUGUCUGGGCGGCUGCACCGAACCGAACAACGACAUGGCGUGCUCUGGCUGCCUGCACUACUACCACGAGGAUCACUGCGUGCCGGACUGUCCCCCAGACACUUACAAGUUUGAGGGCUGGCGCUGCAUCACCAUGGACCUGUGCUCCCAAGUGCACCUGCCUGGCGAUACUCCCUUUGUCAUCCAUGGAGGAGAGUGUAUGCUCGACUGCCCCUCUGGCUUCACGCGCCAAGAGACAAAUCGUAUGUUAUGCAGUGCCUGCAAUGGCCCGUGUGAUAAGCUCUGCACAUCGCCAGUCAUCGACUCAGUGACUGCUGCUCAGUCCCUGAAGGACUGCACCAUCAUCGAAGGCAAUCUGGACAUCAAUAUCCGCCGUGGAAAUAACAUAGCGUCCGAGCUGGAGACCUUCAUGGGAUUGAUCCAGACAGUGACGGGCUAUGUGAAGAUUCGCCACUCCCACGCACUCAGCUCGUUGUCCUUCCUCAAGAGCCUGCGUAACAUCAAUGGCCAUGAACUCAUCGACAACAUGUAUUCAUUCUCGGCCAUCGACAACCAGCACCUGCAGUACUUGUGGGACUGGAGUCAACACAACCUGACUAUUGGGAAUGGACGUCUCUUCUUUCGUCUGAACCCCAAACUAUGCAUGUUUGAGAUUCACAAGAUGUGGGAGGAGACAGGCAUUGCUGGGAAGCCAGAGGAUGGAGAUUUCCGUAACAAUGGUGAACGAGCCAGCUGUGAAAGUCAUACCUUGAAGUUCAAGUCGAACAUCACUACGAGCCAUACCAUGAGGCUGACAUGGGAGCGCUACAGGCCGCCAGACUACAGAGACCUUAUCAGCUUCAUAGUCUACUACAAGGAGUCCCCGUUUAAGAACAUCACAGAGUUUGACGGACAGGAUGGCUGUGGCUCAAACAGCUGGCACAUGGUGGAUGUGGAUUUGCCUCAGGAUAAAAACAAUGACCCUGAAGUCAGUCUUCAACAACUCAAGCCUUGGACCCAGUAUGCCAUUUUUGUGAAGGCCAUUACCCUUCAGGUGGAGGACAAACACAUCACUGGAGCAAAGAGUGAUAUAAUCUACAUCCGCACACGCCCAUCACCGCCCUCCAUGCCCAAAGAUGCCCGGGCAUAUGCCAACUCCUCAACCACGUUAAUGGUGAAGUGGUCGCCUCCAGCCUUUCCCAACGGCAAUCUCACAUACUACCUGGUCCGCUGGCAGCAGCAGCCUGAGGACAGGGAGCUCUACCAACACAACUACUGCUCCAAAGAGCUGAAGAUCCCAAUCCGUCUCCCAGCCACAGGGUUCACGGACAUGGAGGACAACACCAAGCCCACCAAGUCCGACCUAGCAGGGGGAGACAAGGGCCCAUGCUGUGCCUGCCAGAAGACGCCCGAGGAGAAAGACAGGGAGAAGGAUGACCGCGUCUUUUUUAAAAUCUUUGAGAACUUCCUUCACAACGCCAUCUUUCUGCCGAGACCCCCAGAUCGUCGACGUAGAGAUGUUUUCGGCUUGGCUAACGACACACUGCUCCACGACGGUGUCGGCAGGGGAAACUCCACCUUUGGUUCAGAGGAUAACAGUACCGAUGGUAUUCCUCCAAUCAGGGAGUUCCCCUUCUCAGAGGACAAGAGCACAGACGAAUAUUUAGAGAUCCCCAACUUGCGACCCUUCACUGUCUACCGCAUCGAUAUCCACGCAUGUAACGAGGAGGUCGGGCGCUGCAGCGCUGGAGCCUUUGUCUUCUCCAGGACCAAACCGGCAGGCAAAGCAGACGACGUCCCUGGAAAGGUGAUCAACGUGCGAAGUGACAAGGUUGAAGGUUGUGUGGUUCUGCACUGGCCGGAGCCCUUCAUGCCCAACGGUCUCAUCCUGAUGUAUGAGAUCAAGUUUCGUCUGGGGACAGAGCCUGAGAAACAUGAGUGUGUGUCACGGCAGCAGUACCGCCAGUACCAAGGAGCCCGGCUGACUAACCUGGGCUCAGGGAAUUACUCUGCUCGCGUGCGUGCCACUUCACUUGCAGGGAACGGCUCCUGGACAGACAGAGUGUUCUUCUAUGUGCCUCCACCCAAACGAGAUGAUAGUGUGGCGUUCUACUUGGUCAUCAUAAUUCCCAUUAUAGUGACACUUUUCAUUGCCACCCUCACCACGGUUGUCUUCUUUGUGAACAAAAAGAGGAAUAGCGACAGAUUGGGGAAGGGAGUCCUUUAUGCGUCCGUCAACCCUGAGUACUUCAGUGCUGCUGAAAUGUAUGUCCCAGAUGAGUGGGAGGUAGCCAGAGAGAAGAUCACGAUGCACAAGGAGCUGGGCCAGGGCUCCUUUGGCAUGGUGUACGAAGGACUCGCCAAGGGAGUGGUCAAGGACGAACAGGAGACACGAGUGGCCAUCAAGACGGUCAAUGAGUCGGCCAGCAUGAGGGAGCGCAUUGAGUUCUUGAAUGAAGCCUCUGUAAUGAAGGAAUUCAACUGUCACCAUGUGGUGCGGCUGCUGGGCGUGGUCUCUCAGGGACAGCCGACCUUGGUGAUUAUGGAGCUGAUGACGCGAGGAGAUCUCAAGAGCCACCUUCGCUCUCUGCGCAAAGAAAACACCACCAGCCAGGUCCUACCCCCACUCAAAAAGAUGAUCCAGAUGGCAGGGGAAAUUGCCGACGGCAUGUCGUACCUAAAUGCCAACAAAUUUGUCCACAGAGAUCUGGCUGCCAGAAACUGCAUGGUAGCUGAGGACUUCACUGUGAAGAUUGGAGAUUUUGGCAUGACCAGAGAUAUUUAUGAGACUGAUUACUACAGAAAAGGAGGAAAGGGCCUGCUGCCUGUUCGCUGGAUGUCUCCGGAGUCACUGAAAGAUGGCGUGUUCACUACAAUGUCUGACGUUUGGUCGUUUGGUGUCGUGCUGUGGGAGAUUGCCACCUUAUCAGAACAGCCUUACCAGGGCAUGUCCAAUGAACAAGUUCUGCGCUUCGUCAUGGAGGGGGGCCUCUUGGACAAACCUGACAACUGCCCUGACAUGUUGUUUGAGCUGAUGAGGAUGUGCUGGCAGUAUAACCCCAAGAUGCGGCCGUCCUUCCUGGAGAUCAUCAGCAGCAUCAAGGAGGAUCUGGACCCUCCCUUCAGGGAAAUGAGCUUCUUCUUCAGCGAGGAGAACAAGCCGCCCGACACCGAAGAGCUGGACAUGGAGGUAGAAAACAUGGAGAACAUUCCACUGGACCCCGCACCCACCAGGCAGCCCCCUUCUACUGCUGCCACCGCCGCACCUUCGUCGGGAUGCACCGGAGGCACACCGCCCCCUGCUGCCCAGCAGUUGUCCCCCAUGCAAGGCCCGAGUACUCCGUUAUUGGGACCCAUGUCCCCCUCCUCCCCUGGCCGGGCGGCGGCCUCGGCCCUGGCGUCUCCGGGCCAGGCCUCGGACAAGCCCUCGGGACACGUUUCGGCCAACGGGCCCGUGGUGGUGUUACGGCCCAACUUUGACGAGUUGCAGCCGUACGCGCACAUGAACGGGGGCAGAAAGAACGAGCGCGCGCUACCACUGCCCCAGUCGUCGGCCUGCUGAUAUCAGACCGGCCCCUCAUCCUCCUUUCUCCUCUCGCACAGGGUAACUCAAACCUCUCCUCCGUCUCCUAAGGAGGGUUGGGGAGGGGGAGGGGGGUUGAGGGGAGGAAUGACUCUUCUACUGGGUUCCAGUAGAUGGUCUCUGCAGUCUUCGAAGCGCUAACGUCUGAGAAACGGUAGAGAAACCUGCAAGAGCAUGUAGGAGUUUGGUGGCUGGGACUCGACACCGAGGAACCGCCUGUGCCGCCCGUGUUUUACAAGUCUGAUGAGAAGGAAAACACUAUCAACAUGUUCCCUGACACACAGAUUUUACAGGAAAUUAUUGGAAAUUCUUCUUAGCUUAUCUGCCAGCAAAUCCAACAGAAGAGCACUUUUUAACGAUUCUCUCUAAAAUGGCUCCAUUACUUAAAAGACUUUCAUUCUAAAUGACUUUGUUUGCAUGAGAAGGCCGACUCGUGUCUUGUGAGAAGGCCUCUAUUAGAAAGUUUGGACUGAGAUCAUUGUUACUUUUUCCAGUUGAUAUUUCUAUGAUCUCGUCGAGUGGGUAAAAACGGCAGAGGGCCUAUUGUGUAUCUGCCAAACUAUUGCCAAAUGAAGGUUCUUCUUCAGUUCCAAACAGGUCUCCCUCCUUUUUGGCUGUGAUUUAGAGUUAAGACGGUCUGGUAUACAGGUAGAUUUCAGAAUUCAUGCUGGUGGGGGGUAGUGGGGUUGGUGGUUAUCACAGGACAGAGUACGGUGUCACUGGUAGGAAAGACUGCGUUCAUCCAUGCAGUCAAAGUAUUUGCAGCGUCUGCUUUUGGGGUCGGAAUAAAUCAAGCAAGACAUGAGAUACUUGGAGGAGAAACGGGACACUAGAGUGAAUUGUGUGAAAAGGGGCCAACACAAAAGCAGGGCUUUUUGAUUUAGAAUUUUGAAAUGUAACCAAUUUGUGAAUCACAUUUAAAAUCAAUUGAAACAAUAUUGGUUAACAGAAAUUUCAUUAAAAGAACAGUGUCUAUUUUAUUUCGAUUAAUCUCAAACAAUUAGUACAUUUACAAGUAAUCUGCCAUUCAUUUGGUAAUCAGUUAAAGUCCUUUUUUAAAUUAUUUAUAAACAUGACCAGAUUUCCUGGGUUCUGCAGCUCCUCGCGUGCAGUGAUUUGCUGCUUUUCAUUUUUUGGUAAACAGGAUUUGUGAGAGUUUUCCACUUCAUCACUUGAACAUCUGGGUGAAGCACACGCGUGACUUGGGUCGGCCAACUCUGAAUCACAGCCUCAGUCUGUUUUAGUAAAGAAAAUCUAAACAAAGUACCACAAAGUUUCACAAAGUCACUGGACUUCCUAAUCAAGGAAUAUGAAUGUGCCUCCACAUCGAGUCAAACCUUUUUGGCCUCUUUAAAACAGUGCAUUUAUUUUGGGAGGUGGAACACUUUCCUCUCUAACACUGCUGUUCUAAUGAAAUGGCACCAAAUAUUCCGUGACAAACACAGCAAAGACAGAAACAUGAGAAAUGGAUUUUAGUAGCCUAGAGACGACUUUUCAGCAGGUCUCUUUUAGAAUAGCCAUUAGUUUCUCUACAUUUCAAACACAUAUAAAGGUCUUACAGUUGUAUUUUAGACUGCAGGAUCAUUUUUAUACACAUUAUUGGUUUUGUCACUUUUUUAAACCUUUUUACAGUUCAGAAAGUUUGCCUCUAUGUCUGUAGAGAACAAAGCUGCUAUUUUAUUCUUUUUCUCUUUUGGAUGUGUAUAUGUAUAUAUAUGUAUAUAUACACAUACAGAAAUGCUUCAGGUUUGGUAUUUUAUGGUCUCCACUACAGUCCAUUUCUUAUAACCUCAAUCUGUUUAAAAAAAAAAAGAAAAAGCAACAAAAAACAUUUUUUUCUGUUACCCCAAAAGUUUUUCUGUAACACUAUUUUGUUCAUUGCCUUUUAUUUUUAUGAAAUAUUUUCUCCUGCAUUUGUUCUAUGGAUGUCUAUAUUAUUAUAUUAUUAUUAUUAUUAUUUGGAAUACACACCUUAGCUCAACGUGUGAGUGUGUACUUUCUGCACCCUUUUUGUACUAGCACUGCGCCUAGCGUUGCCCUAUGUGCGACUCAAUCUCAGGUUAAAGUAAAGGCUUUGCUUUCUCCACACAUUCUCAUGAUCGUCUUCUACUUGGCUCAACUUGUAACCCCCCAACCCCUUUAUUUUGUGUUGAGUCCAGUAGUGUCCCCUCUCUCUCUCUCUCUCUCUUUUCCCUCUAUGCCUCCUUUUAAAGUCAAUGCAAGAUGAAUUUACACCUGAUCUGGUAUUUUAACCCAUCCAUUUCUUGCCUCCCCUUGAAUCAAUAAUUGGGUUGUCUUAUAAGCCUUAAUUAUACCAACAAUCCAUAGAAAUAUGUAUUUUUUUUCUUCAAGUUCAAUACAAGACCACUUCUGCUAAUGUUACUUCAUCACAACAGAUCUUAUUGUUUAUCUUUGUGAUCACUGCUUCUGAAAACCAAAUAAAGGAUGGGUUAAAGCAAGAUGAAGUCCAGGAAAGGGAAGUCAUGAAUGGAAAAGGGUCUUAAAUGGAGGCUGAAUGAAGGAUUUCUCCUUGUCUAUUUGGAAAUGUUGCCUUGUUAUCCCGCCCCCCCCCCCCCCCCCCCUCUAUUUGAAGUUUUAUUUUCCCUGUAGGAGUGUUAUUUAUUGAUUUAUUUUUAUUUUAAUUUUCCUUCUUGUGAUCAGUUUAAAUCACUGUAUAAAUGCCCCAUGAUUCAGUAUAAAGUUGGAUUUUUUUGUAUGUAUUUUCUUUGGUGUCAUGACUGGGGGACUUACAGUUUUCUUUUCUUUUUUUCCUUCAAGUACAUAUCUACCUCACUCUUUUUAAAUGAACGUGUUUGUAACACAAGUGCAUCUCACUUCCAUCAGUUGUAUAGAAACCUCAUCUGGAUGAAUCCCACGGGGAUCUAGAUAAACCUCACAAAGUGAACCUGGAAAAGAGAUGGAAUAUCUUUGUUGCAAUUUCAGUCCACCGACUUCAUGCCCAGUUUUACAAAAUGAAAGUUUCUAUCUCUGAGAAGACUUAAGAGAGGACUUCAGUUCAGUGUGCUUUAGUUCUCUCCAGAAUCUGUUUAAAUUGGUGUUGGGUAUUUUACAUGAUUAUGUCAACAUACACUUUCAUUUGACCAGAUACAUUUUAAAAACUGCGCAGGUGCAUUUUAAGAGACCAGGGCCCAAAAUAUCCCAUCUCCACUGAUCACCAACAUAAUUCCACAACCUUAAAUCCUCAAAGACAGAAACCUACAUUUAAAACAAAUCUAAAAUGUAUUUAUAUAGAAGCCCCAACAGUUAUAAUGGGGAAUAUUUAAAAAGGGAAUGUUUUAUUGAAAAACAAUAUAUUGGCUAAAAAACUCUAACAUCCAGAUGCCAUUCACACUCUCAAAAAAGAUAUUCUGUUACGGUACGUAUAUGGAUGAGUAAUAUGAUGUAACAAGGAGCAGACAGGUAGCAGCACUUCCACCUACAUGUUACUAUUGUAGAAAUAGACCAUUUUAAUAACUCUUUAGUCAAUGUUGGAUUAAUAUGUAAACACUUUGUUCAUAAGUUCACCAUCACUUCCCCUCUCCAAUUAUUUUCUAUGAGAUUAGAGCUCUAGACAUCAUUUCCCUGGCAUUUUGAUCAUUACAAUACCUUUUUUUGGCCUAUUUCUACUGCUACUUACACUAAUGCUGCUGGUUAAAACAGUCACCUCAGUGGAUCUUAUAUUGUUCUCAAAGCUGGUGAGUGGGAAAAUGUCAAAGAAGUUUUUAUAUAUUUAACUUCUAUUAAAAACGUCACUUCUACUCACAGCGGCUUCUCUGAGAGGACUGUCUCUGUGUAAAGCUUCUGGGAUUAUAGAGAUAAGAUCAUGUAAAAUCGAUGUCCUGAAUUAAGGUUGUUCUCAAGCCUUUUAUCCGUGCAAGAUUUGAAGCGAAUCAAAGAGUAUUUCUGGUUGGGGAAACCGUCUGAUUACUGCUGAAUAUCAGAAAUCACCACUGACCAGCUGACAGCUUGUGUGGUCCCUUUACAUAUCUGUGCAUUUAUGGAUUUCCUUUUGGAUGUAAGCAAUGAUGAAAUACAAAACAUUCAGUUUUUAUGAGUAGACAUUACAUCAACCUUUGGUUAGGUGAAUUACUGUGGAAUUACUGGUUACCAUUGAAUCAGAAACCUGUCAUUUAAAUAACAGGUGGACAUGUAUAGGGAUUCUGCAUAGAUUAUGGGUAGUCAUGGUUAAGAGUAAACAACAGGAUUAGAAUAAGAUGAUAGGUCUACCUUUGAAGCAGCACAUAGUUGCUUUUUGUAUUGCCAGAUUUUAGUGUAAAGACAGAGUAACUUAACUUAAAACACAUUCAACUUAGUCAUCUUUAUCAUUUUUAUUCUUCUGAAUGCAAACCUCAGGUUUAUGCAUUCACACUGCAAUAAUACGUUUGAGGUUUAUCAUUAUCAUGCCUCUGUUUAUAUGAGUUGCAUUCCUAUACCUUUUGAGGGGGCCUUGAUUUACUGCUAUUGUUUUAUUACAAUUUCACAAAAUCUGUGUUCAUUAUCUGAUUGGGGAAAGAAAUUUUCAAAAAAGCUUCACUAGUCUUUUUUUCAAGCUCUGUAUCUAAGGCCUCAAAGGUUUUUUCGCACCUAUAACUGAGAUGGGGUGUUUUGACAUGCCAUCUCCAAAUGUGUACCUGAGAUUUUCUUGUAUUUUCUUUUUUUCUUCUUGAGAUUUUGAAUAAAUAAAUGAAUGAAAAUGUU